AUGAUAAUUUUCCGAGUCUCCGUGUUUCUGGCAUUGGCCACAUUCAGCCUCAAUGCAUGGGCGAAAUACUUAGGUAAAUGGGGCUUGGAGAACGUCGCCAUCUCCUGCCCUAACGACGGCUCUUGCACGUACAACUUCCGGAUCACCAGGGGCAUCGGGACUCCCGACCAGUUCUAUCGACACACGGAUUGCAAUUUCACCAUCAAGAGAUCCUUGGACCACCCCGCAUCGCAGGUCAACCUGACCGAGCAACCCUGCAAUGGCAGCUUCGACCAGUUUAAGAUCAGCGGCCAGUGGUACUACCGCGGUUUCAUCACCUUCCGCGUCACCCACGAGGUGUCGGACGGCUGGGCGUUUUUCGGCUAUGAGGCAUCGCAGGUCCUCAACUCCAACGCGUCGCGCAUGUCGGUCAGCGACUGCUAUCAGAUUGACACCUUCAAUGCCACGGAUCGGCCCCCAGGGUACCCGGGAGGCAACAAGGCUGAACCGUGGGUCGACACUGAAGAGUGA
This is a messenger RNA of Diaporthe citri, 510 nucleotides long. RefSeq lists its product as uncharacterized. The record is from RefSeq and is a predicted model, not a curated record. The transcript is spliced from 2 exons. NCBI's taxonomy places the organism in Eukaryota, Fungi, Ascomycota, Sordariomycetes, Diaporthales, Diaporthaceae. Bases 1 to 510 code for a protein of 169 amino acids.